AUGCCCACGCAGGACCAGAGCACUCGUCAGUCACGAGUUAUCCCUGGCGGGAGCCCGGCCUCGGCAGCGACUGCAGUGCCCGGUGCGCAGGAGCUGCCGGCGGGGGCGGUGGGCGGCGUGGCGCGCGCGUGCGACGCGCUGCAGGAGCUGCGCUGCGAGUGGGCGGCGCUCGUCACCGACGACGACGUGCGCCAGCUGGUGCGGCUGCGCGGCGCGCGCCUGCGCGUGCUGGUGCUGGGCGGCGAGGCGCUCUCUGACGACGCCUACCUGCAGCUAGUGCGCUGCCCCAGGCUGCAGGAGCUGGGCUUGGCGCCGUGCGGGGCGGCGAGCGACGACGCGCUGCUGCGCGGGGUGGCUGCGCUGGGCGAGCUGCGCGCCCUGCAGAUGACGGACGCCGCCGCGCUCUCCCCCGCGGGGCUGCGCGCGCUGCUGGCGCAGCUGGCGUCGGCGCCGCAUCUGCGCAGCGUCGCGCUCGCGUGGUGCCCGGCCGCCGACGACGCUGCGCUCGAGCUGCUCGCCGACAGGUGCCAGGCGCUGGAGCGCGUGUCGCUGCGCCAGCUGCCUGCCCUGGGGGACCGCGGGGUGGCUGCGCUGCUGCGCGCCUGCAAGCGCCUCACGCACCUCAGCCUCGUGUGGAACGACGCCAUCACAGGGCGCCACUUCCUGCCGCUGGUGGCGGAGCUGGCGCCGCGCUUGCGCCACCUGGACCUGGGCUACUGCGACAACAUCCCCCAGGAGGCCGUGGACGCCCUCGUGCGGCGGCGGCCCGCCCUCAAAGUGACGCGGCCCCAGGUGUGGUGCCGGCCGCGCAAGACAGCGCACGCGUGCUGCGAGCGGUGGACCUCCUCCUAGACACGCCCCCCCCCACAGGUCCCCGCUCCCACCCCGCGCCCCCUCCCCUGCUCGGAGAAAUGUGCCACGCCGCAGUCGGGCGAAUUCUAACGCGUGCAAUCUCUGUGGGUUAAACUCCGGUUUAUAGACAUUUCCACGUCUCGUCAAUGCAAUAGAAGUGUAUAAAUUGUGUUGUAUUAAUAAACGUAGUGUUCGUCUCAAUUGUUGACAGGAAAACGGGAAAGCAAAAGUUCAUACAAUACAAUGGGUUCCAGAGGGAGCUCUGAAAAUACCGUUCUCAGAAAUGUACUUCAUGCCUGCAAUCCGUGGGAGAACACACACCUCAAAUCAUUUUCUAAGAAGGUAAAUUUUACCACAAAGUUUCGAAAUUGAACCGAAAAAGUCUGGAGCGGGAUUUGUAGCACAUUUAAAUUAAUGGUUUCUCAACAACACAUACUUUCUCGUAUCAAUAUUACUAUUAUGUAAAUUCAUAAUACCACAAUUUUUGUUCCAAUUUACACACCUCACAUAUGUUUAAAACUCAUUCCCUAUCGUAGCGCAUUUGGCGCAAAAAAUAAUUUAUUUAAAGGUAACACAACACCACAAAUUCGUCAAUCCAUUCCAUACACCCAGAAACAUUAUUUAAUAAUAUGAAGUUAUUUUCAGAAUUCCAACCGUCCUGUCGCGGCGUUCCAUUGUUGUAUUUUAAUGUGAUAACUUCUUAGACUCUUGCUAAAGAAGUGCGGGAAAUUUGAAUUUGUAAAUUUGAAAAAUUAAAAUUACGCUAAGCUAUUUCUUGAAAGAAAUGUUUACUAUCUUUUUAAAACACUGCCUUUUUUAAUGAAAUUUGCUCUAAAAAGCAGUCAUCAUAUAUCUCCGUUAUAUUGUAUAGGGUGUCGUACGAAAUGAGUCACCAUUUGCUUCUUACAUGAGUCGCACUAGAUAUCCCGAUGAGCAUCUCAACAGCAGUAGCAGCAAAAUUGGAGAAUCAAAUGAGUUACGAAAUAUCGCGUAAUUGACGAUACCGCCGCUAAGAGACUAGUAUAUAUGACAAUGGCCAACAAAGUAAAACUGACGUCACAGCAGCGAUCGAAGGCUGUAUUUCUUUCAUGAAAAGAAAAGUUUUAUUGCGAUUCAACGGCGUUUUUGACAACGUUGCGUUUUUGACACUCGACGCCGUUUCGACAUGCGGAUUAUUUCGCGGAGGUUUCCAGGUCGUUUCAAUAACGGACAAUUUCGGCUCCAAACAGUUCUCAACCAAUGUGACUUUUUUUUUCGAUGUACCUUAAAAUCCCUAAAUGUUCACAGGAGUUACUGAACAGCACAGACGAUUUGUGUUGUAAGGUUAACGUUAAAGGCACGAAGUAAUGAAACCAAAUGGAGGACAUAUUGAGAAUGUGAUACAUUAGAAA
Molecule: messenger RNA, 2243 nt
Organism: Gryllus bimaculatus (two-spotted cricket)
Lineage: Eukaryota; Metazoa; Arthropoda; Insecta; Orthoptera; Gryllidae
Source: the annotation of a GenBank genome assembly